Anoplophora glabripennis (Asian longhorned beetle) is the source of this 947-nucleotide messenger RNA. RefSeq names its product gram-negative bacteria-binding protein 3. The record is from RefSeq and is a predicted model, not a curated record. Bases 103 to 891 code for a protein of 262 amino acids. The transcript has 2 exons. Gene Ontology annotation, molecular function: carbohydrate binding. Lineage: Eukaryota; Metazoa; Arthropoda; Insecta; Coleoptera; Cerambycidae.
ACUUUUAUUUGCAGAUAUAAAAAGAAUUAUCUAGUAGUGCACUCGCAUAUAUUAUAUCCAUCCAAUCCUGUUGCUGCAGUGGAGUGAAAGUGGUCGUUCAGAAUGAAGCCCAUCGCAUAUUUUUUCUUCGCUGUGAUCCAGUCCGACUUGUUGUUGGCCUUGUAUGUGCCCCAGGAGUACGUAGUUCCGGAACCAAAGUUCGAGGUGUACUCAUCUGGUGGUUUUUCGGUGAGCAUACCUCACGAAGAUGGAAUACAACUGUUCUCGUUCCAUGGAAACGUCAAUCGACCCAUGGUUGGCUUGACGGCUGGUCAGUUUUCUAGAGAUGUAGUGAGUAGGAACAAUGACAGAUGGGUGUACGAAAACAAGAACGCCAAAUUGGAGCUAGGGGAUGUGAUAUAUUUCUGGGUGCUGAUCAUCAAGGAUAACUUGGGCUAUAGAUAUGACAAUGGACAGUUUGUUUUCAAAGAUAUCGUGGAGGAACAGCCCCACAAUCGUUCUCACGCGUCGUCCAAUUCCGGAACACCACAGUACAGUCCCAUGUGUGAAGCGGCUUUGAACCUAUCCAACACUGUGGACGAACUAAACGGCGACAUAAAGACGUUAAAAGAGAUAAAUGAUGUCCUGAGGAAUGUCGUCGCGAAAGACGAUACGUUGUCUAGAACACUGAGGUUUGAGGGCAUCCUUCCUCCCUAUGACGACGCCCAGUAUACCGCCCAAAUUAUCCUACAGGAGAAAUUAGGCCUGCACAUUCCAGUGGUUAAUGCUAAGAAGGAAGAGGACGGGAGUAUUACGUUUCAAGUGGCUAGUUUGGACGAUAAAAUUCGCGUGAUUAGAAUUGCCAAAGAGAAGUUAGAGAAAACGAAAUCUAAAAUUAUCCUUAUAUACUAAAUAUAAUUAUGUGUUAAAUACUAUUACUCUAAUAAUAUAGAUUAUUAUUUUAUUUA